AAAGUCUCGCGUGAUGAUCAUCCGUAUCGAGAGGUUGUUGUGAGGAAAAGUGGAAAACCGAAUGAUUGAUGCACAUGUAAAACGGCAAGUUAGCUAUGUUUCCGUCACAGCUCGCCAGUAUUCGUAGGAUAACCAACAAAAACCGCAAGUCUUUGGAUUGCACCGUACAUUCUGGACAUUUGUGUGUGGAAUAAAUGGACUGAAGGGGGCUAGUGAUACGGUUAAUUAUUUGCUAGCUAAUUCGGCUAGCCAUGCUAACGCUAGCUCGUUAGCUUUGUUUACAUCAAAUGCGCGCCGGGCGUAUUCUGCUCGACAAUUCUGCUCGAUUUGAGUCCCUAUGUUGCAUUAGGGAUAUGCAAUAUUACAACAUAUGAUGCAGUUGGAUGUUAUUGAUGUACAUUUGAAGUGUAUUAUGAAAGACUUCGUUUUAAAGCUACGACUUCAAACUGGCUAACAGUAGCUAGCCACCUGCCGAGCUAACCAACGUUGUUCGCGUUAUUGAUACCGUUUCACCAUGUUUGCUGGCUCUUAUUGUGUCAGUAAUUCUAUAUCACUCUGCACUGACACACUGCAGUGAUACGUUUUUGCUCCGUCAAGCUGUUUUUAUUUCUACCGAGCCUCCGGAACUCGAGUGUCUCCUACUUUGUUGCUGCUAGCGGCUGGAUAUCCCCCCCCAGGACUGUGUUUUCCUUGAAGCUGGGGGAGUACACAGCUAUGAAUCCCGGGAAUGCAACCGCUUUGUAUGUGUCUGCCAGCCGGGCAGUGCUGCAAUGCGAUCCGCGGGAACCUCACACUUUUGCCGAGAUGUACAGGCAACUACCCUUCUUCCGACAGUCCCUCGCAUGUCUUGUUUGUGGCAAGUUACUUCAGGAUCCUAUUUCCCCGAAACACACUGAGUGUCAACACUACGUCUGCUUGGGCUGUAAAGGUCAAAAGAUGCAGAUCAGGCCAGCGUGCAGCCGCUGUAAGGACUAUUCCUGCUUCCAGGAGAACAAACAGCUCUCUAUCCUCGUGCAGUGUUACAGGAAGCUCUGUCUCUAUGUUACUCAGUCACCAUUGCUCCAGUCAAUCAGCAGCCACGGGUCUCCAGAAGUUAUGGCUUUGCUCCAAGAGGUGCUGUUGUCCCACCAGGAGGAGGCGAUGGACACUGACAACUUGAGCUUGACUCAUGAGGAUGUGCAUGUGUCUCCUCAUGAAUCCCUUACCCCCACAGAGGCACCUCCUGCUCCUGCAGAGCUCUCAGCUGUUCCUCAGAGCUCCUCCUCAGAUCCACCGUGUUUUAAUGGACCCCAGGAAUGCAACGGAGAUGCGCUGGAGGAUCUUGAACCUUCUUCCCCUGAGCUGGAAGUAUGUGAACUUAUAGAAGAGCAGCAGCAGCAUUCUAGCUUGGCUAUGUCGGAUUCUGCUUGUGGUGGUUUAGAACUGAGUCUGACCACCGGGCCUUUAACCCCAACAAUAGGCACCGUGUGCUCACUCAGGGAGGGGGACUCUUGCAACAGGGAUCUGGACGAGGGAGAGGUGUUGCUCCUCAGUGUUGAGGAGGUGUUACAGACAUUGGAUCACCUUCAGCCAGGUCGAGACUGUCUUCAAUCACAGCCUGAAAGGACACACACCCACUCACACAUAGCCACAAACAGAGCCCACACUCAAAUGUUCCUACAGCUGGAUGCAGCACACAACUACACACAAAUUCAAACUGGGAGGACUAACACAGUGGCAAGCCACGGUUCUUAUUCACAAACAUCUUCCUUCGAGCCUUCAACUGUCUAUAACCCACCACCAGUCCGCCUUAACCGGAAGCGUUCCCGUUCGGAGAGUGACAGGGAAAAAGUAAACCCCCUUGCUAUUGACUCCAUCCUGCAGGGCUCCUCAGUGCAUUCACACACUCCAGCUCCCUCUCACACACUUCACACAAAACCACCCACACUAACUGUACCAGCCCACACAUACUCGUCACUUCCAAAUGGCGCACCUCCCAAGCCCUGUCGUCCUGCUCAGAACCACAAUAAAGGUGCCAGAAAGCAUGUGGAUCAGAGUCCUAAGAAACCCCACGCCAAGGCACGCAGCGGUGGAGGCUCCAAGGCAAAGGACCGAAGCAAAGACCAGCAGCAAAUUCCAGGCUGCCUGUUAGCUACAGCACCUGGCAGACCUCCAUAUAAGAAGCCGGUGGAAAAGAAGGGCUGUAAAUGUGGCAGGGCGACUCAGAACCCAUCGGUUCUGACCUGCAGGGGGCAGCGCUGUCCUUGUUACUCCAAUCGCAAGGCAUGCUUGGAUUGCAUCUGUCGAGGUUGCCAGAACUCCUACAUGGCUAACGGUGAGAAGAAGCUGGAGGCCUUUGCCGUACCUGAGAAGGCCUUAGAACAGACACGACUCACUCUUGGCAUCAACUUGACCAGCAUCACAGCAGCUGCAGCGCUCCGCAGCCCGGCAUCGACCAGCAUCCGCACCAAGACCCUCCUCAAUGUUGCCACAGCAACGGGAACUCCCGUGACCACCGCCUUCCUGUCCCCCAGCCCUCCACAAGAUCCCAACUAUGACGACAGCCUGGAGCUGCUGAUUGGAUGAGCCACCAGGACUCCAAAAAUAGACAGCUGGCUGCUGAUUGAAUGUGACUGCUGAUCACUGUGUCUGUCAGAUGACUUGUACCUCCCCUUCUUAGGGGAGGCAGUGUAUGGCAGCUAUGGGUCAGGCCUGUUCUGUAACCUGCUCUUCUUUGUUGGAAAUGCUGAGUAGUGAGACUAGCAUGGGUGUGCCAAAGCCUCCUGUAUUGUGCCUGUAUGCUGGUGUGUUGUGUUGCCAGUCUGUAGUUACUAAUACUGUGUUUCUAUACUUGAGAGGUGCUUUUUGUGUUCAUAGAUGACAGACAUACUGUAAGAGGCAAUAGGAACCCCCAAAAGGUUUUGUUCAUGCACAAACACAUUCAAGUAUGCCUGUGUGGAUCUUCUUUUUUGGUGCGUAAUUGUUGCAUCUGCAGCUUUGUCAUUUCAUGGUUGCAACAUUUUCCGAAUGUGAGUAUUACUCCCACUUGUGAGAAAUGCAUUAAUGGUAUCAGGACAGCCCUUACUAAUCCCUCACCCUGUACAUGUUCACACUUGUGAUUGUGAGUGGUUCUCACAAGACUGUAUGCCUUUUUUGUCAUCUUUUUAUACUUUUCGUCUUGAACUUGACUGAUGCAGGCGUCGUUCUUGCAGAAAAUUAUUGUCAAAGCACUUCCCUGGCUCUGCGUUUGAGUGUGUGAGACUUAAUAUCUGUGGGGAGGCUUAUGGUAAGUUAGUCUGAUUGAUACGUUGAAUUACACUUAAACUCCUCUUGGUUUCCAUAGCAAUAGCAUCAACAUGAGCUCCCCAGCUGUCGUGCUCGGUUGUUUACAUUUUUCCCAUCAUCGGUCUUAAAAAUACACUUAUGCUUUGAUAAGAUUUUACAUGAUUGUAAAAAUAAACUGAAGCCAUACUUUCUCACAAACAACAUAAUACUAUGACCUUUAACCACCACAUGUACACACGCAUGUUUAUGGGCCCAGUUGAUCAGAGACUUAUUUGAAGGUUACUUUAGAUCUGUUAUCAGGUUUCUGUGUUUUUCACAAUCACAUCAAAGCCCUCCAAUGAUUCCCAAGGCUGUGUGUCGUCUGUUAUUGUUUACCGUCUUGGCUGUUGUUUAGACCAGUAUUGGUGACCAAAAAGAGCACGGACUUGGGUUGACCACACAAACACCUUGGCGCUCCGCUCAAACCAGGAAAAUAGCAGGUGAACUAGAACACAUUUAAUUAUGACUUCUCUUCCUGUGUGUGUGUAUGUAUGUAUGCUUAAAAAAGUGUAUAUUUUGUUUGGGCAUUACUUGAACCCUGAUUUUUGAUCUUUUCUAAUGUAAAAAUGUUUUGUUUGAGGAGUGACGGUUAUCGCUGAAACAUUCACUGCCAUAUUAUGAAGACAUGUAAUACAACAUGAAAUAAAAGAGUUUUUUACUUUUUCA
Molecule: messenger RNA, 3969 nt
Organism: Nothobranchius furzeri (turquoise killifish)
Lineage: Eukaryota; Metazoa; Chordata; Actinopteri; Cyprinodontiformes; Nothobranchiidae
Gene: msl2a
Product: MSL complex subunit 2a
Biological process (GO): protein ubiquitination
Cellular component (GO): MSL complex
Molecular function (GO): ubiquitin protein ligase activity
Source: RefSeq, a predicted model, not a curated record